AUGAAGUUAUACACUCCUGGGAAUGGAUUAUUUGAGACUCAUGUAACAUGGGAGGAUAUCGAAAAGGAUAUGCAGAGAGAAUUGCACACAAGCGCCUCGUUUGGUCCGAAGAAGAGUGCAAGAAAUAUAGCAGACGGCAUUAUCCUCACACAGCUGCUAAUGGCUAAGCUGACAGCGGAAAUGGGCAUAGGCAGCGAUUUUAACACUGUUUUUGAAGAGCUUCAGAAAACUUUGCACAAUGGUGAGGUGUCCGUUUACAAUCACCUUAUAAACUAUGGACAUGAAAAUUUCCCCAUACCCAAGGUGAAGUUUUUUGCAACGAUAAUUUUUCAUUUCAACGAUUGUGUGCGACAGAUUUACUUCAUGAAGAAGUUCUCGGAAUCCAAUCCUGUCAAAGGCUACAUUAUUAUGGAGUAUCUAGAAAACUUCAAAACUAUGAAGAUCUACAACAACGUCACUGUGAAGGCUGUGAAAGAGGUACUUGCUGCUAUUGCAAUCAUGGAAGCAAUGUCUCUCAAAUUUACGCCAGAGGAGAAGGAAGAGCUUACACGGUCUUUCGAGCAAUUUCAUAAAGUACUCUUCAAGGAGGAUGUGGGUCCUCUUAAGUGUCUUGCCGAGUUAACACUUCACUCCUAUACAUAGCA
Molecule: messenger RNA, 644 nt
Organism: Cylicostephanus goldi
Lineage: Eukaryota; Metazoa; Nematoda; Chromadorea; Rhabditida; Strongylidae
Source: the annotation of a GenBank genome assembly